Molecule: messenger RNA, 3327 nt
Organism: Malus domestica (apple)
Lineage: Eukaryota; Viridiplantae; Streptophyta; Magnoliopsida; Rosales; Rosaceae
Product: disease resistance protein RPM1-like
Biological process (GO): defense response to other organism
Molecular function (GO): ADP binding
Source: RefSeq, a predicted model, not a curated record
AUGACAGCAUGUAAGCCGGUGUCUACUCCUUUGGCCGAAGGAAUGAAGUUGGGUAUAGAUCAGAACCAAGUACCGGUUGAUAAAGGGAGGUAUCAAAGGUUAAUAGGAAGAUUAAUGUACUUGGCUCACACUAGGCCUGAUCUUGCUCAUGCCUUAAGUGUGAUUAGUCAAUAUAUGCACAAUCCAGGAGAACAACAUAUGAGUGCAGUUAUGAGAAUAUUGAGUUACUUAAAGGGAAGCCCUGGUAAAGGAAUUUUAUUUCGGAAAAAUGAGCAUUUCAGAAUUGAGUGCUAUACGGAUGCUGAUUGGGCAGGAUCGACGGAUGAUAGACGCUCGACAUCUGGGUAUUUCACCUUUGUUGGGGGAAAUCUAGUAACAUGGAGAAGCAAGAAGCAGAAUGUCGUAUCAAGGUCAAGCGCAGAAGCCGAAUUUAGAGGCAUGGCACUCGGUAUUUGUGAACUCUUGUGGCUUAAGUUUCUGUUGCAAGAUGUGGGGGUUAAACAAGAUCUACCUAUGAUGUUAUUCUGUGACAAUAAAGCGGCACGGGAUAUUGCUCAUAAUCCUGUGCAACAUGAUCGGACCAAGCAUGUAGAGGUUGAUCGGUUCUUUAUUAAAGAGAAGCUAGAUAGUAAAGUAAUUGAGGUUCCUCCCAUAGGAACGGACGACCAAGUAGCAGAUAUUCUCACGAAGGCGGUUUCUAGUAACAAAAGCAAUUUUCUGCAACUUGGAAAGCUGCCCUUUCUUUUACAAAUGGCUGAAAUUGCCGUACCAGUAGCGUUGUUUCUGGCGGACAAAGUGAUAAUGUUCCUCGACAAAAAAUUCGGCCGAUCGAGCAUUAAUAAUAAUAAUCCCUGUGAUGAUGUUGGAAGAGCCAGAAGCUGUUUAGAGAGGAUGCGCGCAUAUCUUAGUGACCACUCAUCAGCAGAACUGUCUGCUUACGAUGGAGGGUCUCAACAGUUUCAAGCUCGUGUAAAAGAGAUCCGAAAUAUAGCUUAUGAAAUUGAAGACGUUCUUGACGAAUUUCUGCUUCAUGUCCCUCAUCAAUUCCACAACGACGUCUCUCAGAAGCUACACGAUGCUGUGAAAUUUUUCACGGUACAGAAAGCAAGCCGUGAGUUCUCGGACAGAAUUCAAAAUAUUGACAAGAAGCUAAAUUUUGUUUUCACUCUUGAUAAAAUUCCACAAUUUCCGGGACGAGAUCAAGAAAGUCGCCCAAGUUCCAGCACCACAAGACAUGGAGAUAGCACGGUGACUCAUCAUAACCAAUUCCUUGAAGAAGAAGAAAUGGUAGGGUUUGAGAAGCCUAAAGAAAAACUCAUCAGUCAGUUGAUGAAAGGAGAUCCAAGGUUUCCGAAUAUCUCGCUUGUAGGUCCUGGUGGCUCAGGCAAAACCACUCUUUUGAAGAAUGUCUUCAAGAGCAAAAAGGUCCAACGGUUUUUUGAAUGCCAUGCUUGGAUUGAUGUGCCGCGUGACUUGUGUGCCCGUAAACUUGAUGAGCUCUUGCUCAACAUGUUAAGCAAAUUUGAUCCAAAAGGCAGAAGGAAGGAAUCAGUUAAUCAUGAAGAUUUGGUAAGAGCUUUGAAGGGCAAGAAGUUUGUGGUCGUGUUAGAUAAUGUUUGGAGCAAACAAGAUUUGGAACGCAUUGUAAAUGUUUUACCAAAUGAUUUACCUGGGACUGGGAGUAAAAUAGUCAUAACUACUCGUUACUCUGAAGUAGCGUCUUCUCAUGCAAACUCUUCGUACAUCCACAAUAUGAGCAAAGUGUUGUCAUGGGAACAAGCUUGGAAUCUAUUCUGCCGAAAGGCUUUUCACAAGAGCGAAGGAAAGUGUCCAACCCAGAUUUUGGACUGCGCAGAGAAAAUCGUCAAGAAGUGUGAAGGCUUGCCCCUUGCAAUUUCUGCUGUUGGUACUUUGCUAGCAACGAAGCGACCAACUCCACUUGAUUGGAAGAAGUUACAUGAGAGCCUUGGAUCAAAUGUUCCCAUUAUUACCCAAAUAUUGGAGCCAAGUUACAAGGACCUUCCAAGCCAUCUUAAGACUUGUUUCUUGUACUUUGGCAUGUUUCCUGAAGACUACUCCAUUAGCCGUGAAAGGCUAAUUCGCUUGUGGGUAGCUGAAGGAUUUGUGAUGCAGAGCAGAUCAAGAAAACUAAUGGAGGAGGUUGCAGGAGGCUAUCUGAAUGAUCUCAUUGGAAGAAAUUUAGUUCAUGUGAGUUCAAGGGAAGUCGAUGGAAGAGUCAGAAGCUGCCGUGUACUGAACCUCGUUCGCGAGUUCAUCAUUGAAAAAGCGGAGAAUUUCAUCACUGUCUCGUUGGCAGCAAACUGCAGAGGUACUGCUCCAGGUGAGAAAAUUCGACACCUUUCUGUUCAUGAUGUUCGUAAGGGCAACAAUUUUUCAAGUGGUACAGAUUUGAGUUGUACUCGUACCAUGCUAUUAAGUGGGCAGGGAAGUUAUGAUUCCGAGCUUGAAAGACUACUUAAAACCUUUAAAUUUUUAAAGGUUUUAGAUUUGCAAGGGAUAAAUUUGGACAACUUUCCCGAUUCUGUUUUUGGUCUCACCCUCUUGAGGUACAUAAGUCUAAGGCACACCGAUAUUAAAGAAGUGCCAAAGUCCAUAAAGAAGCUUGGAUUCUUGGAAACCUCAGACCUUAAGCACACAAAAGUGACCAAUUUACCAAAACAGAUUUAUAAGCUCCGCAAUUUGCACCACCUUUUAGUCUAUCGCUAUGAUGUCACGAAUUAUGUGACAUUUGAAGCUGCAAGAAGCGUAGAGCUCUCUGCAGGCAACAUUUCAUCUUUAUCCUCCAUACAAAAGUUGUCACUAAUUAGUGUAAAAAAUAACAGAAAAAUCAUAACAGCCUUACGAGAGUUGAAAGGUCUUAGGAAACUGGGGUUGACCGAUCUUCAAAAAGAAGAUGGAAGGAAGUUGUGUUGUUCUCUUCAUGAAAUGGAGCAGCUCUCGACAUUGGAUGUACGAUCAACGAGCGAGGAGGACUUUCUGGAUUUGGAUCAUGGUGAAUUUCGUCCUGACUUUCUGCAACGCCUAUAUUUGAAAGGGCGCCUAGAAAGGCUGCCAAUGUGGAUUUCCAAACUUCACAGCGUAGUAAAGAUUGGUUUAAAGUGGUCAAAACUUCAGGCUAAUGAAAACCCACUUGAGGCCCUUCAAGCUUUGCCUGAGCUGAUGGAGCUCGAUUUGGUUCAGUAUCACACCGGUGCAGAGUUGAAAUUCAAAGCUGAAACGUUCAACAAGCUAAAGAUAUUACAUAUUGAACAGUUUGAUCAGCUAAAUAAGAUGGUAGUCGAGAACGGGGCAAUGCCUAAGCUGUAA